Messenger RNA from Camellia sinensis, 1173 nucleotides. The record is from RefSeq and is a predicted model, not a curated record. NCBI's taxonomy places the organism in Eukaryota, Viridiplantae, Streptophyta, Magnoliopsida, Ericales, Theaceae.
AUGGCGAACCAUGUUUAUGACCAUGGAACCGGAAAUGAGAUGUCGUCGUCACGACCCAAUGGAAGGCAACCAAACAAUAUGUACGACCCGUACAGUGACGAUGAUGAUGAUGUGAUGGACUUACACAUGGUUUGUCAACUAACACGUGACAUUCCUAUGAGACAACCACAACGUAAUUGUCCAUACACCAGUGAGCAGUACAUAAAAUUCUUACUGAGUGAAAAUCCUAAAUCAAUCCGUGAACAAUUGCAAAUGGAAGUCCCGACAUUUGUGGAAUUAGCUAAACAGAUUGUUCGUAGAAAUGUUGUAGACUGGUCGAACAUCCGAUUGUCACUUGAAGAGUCGUUGGCUAUGUUUUUAUUUAUCUGUGGUCAAAGUUCUAGAACAAGAAAUGCUGGAGAUCGAUUUCAGCACUCAAAUGAGACAAUUCAUCGUCAUUUCGUACUUAUGAUGCGGGCGUUGGGAAAUCUUACGCCAUUUGUAAUCCAACCACCGAACAUGGAUGUUACCCAUCGUAAAAUUCGGAGUGACAGACGGUACUGGCCAUGGUUUAAGGACUGUGUAGGGGCCAUAGAUGGCACACAUGUUGUUGUUGUGGCACCAAAAGGUGACCAAAUGCCAUAUCGAGGUAGAAAAGUGCAUACAACUCAAAAUGUCAUGGCUGCAUGUUCAUUUGACAUGAAGUUUACGUUUGUAUACACUGGUUGGGAAGGUAGUGCACACGAUUCGAGAAUUUUCCUAGAAGCACUUACCACAAAUUCUGCUGACUUUCCACACCCACUACCUAACAAGUAUUAUCUCGUUGAUGCCGGGUAUACACACCUGCUUGGGUACGUAGCCCCAUAUCGUGGCCAAAAAUACCAUUUGCAAGAGUUUAAUAGGCGGCGUCGCUACCAUGGUCCACAGGAGUUGUUCAACCAUAGACAUUCUUCUUUGAGGAAUGUUAUCGAAAGAACCUUUGGAGUGUUGAAGAAACGGUUUCCAUUAUUGAGACACAUGCCACGGUAUGAUAUGGAUGAAUUUUUCGAUGCAGAAGAAUCAAGUGACGAAGAUGAAGAUGACGUUGAAGACGAAGAUGAAGAUGAGCAAGUCAAGUUCAGGGUGAAGUUGGAGUUCAAAAUGACCAUGGAAAUGAAGAUGGAGUACCAGCUAUGCAACAACACAACCAUGUGA